Rhizoctonia solani is the source of this 1674-nucleotide messenger RNA. RefSeq lists its product as uncharacterized. The record is from RefSeq and is a predicted model, not a curated record. The transcript is spliced from 13 exons. Bases 1 to 1674 code for a protein of 557 amino acids. Lineage: Eukaryota; Fungi; Basidiomycota; Agaricomycetes; Cantharellales; Ceratobasidiaceae.
AUGCCACUGAAGCCUGACAAAGCGUCCGACACACUUUCGCCGCCACCGGGCCCCCAUUCUCCCCGAUAUCAUUCAUUUCAUUCCGGGAGUGGAGCUCGCCUCACAGGCAAAGAUAUCUUAGUCUUUUGUGAUGGAUCUGGAAAAGACGGGAGAGCAGGUUCAGAAACUAAGACAAACGUUUGGAAGCUCUACGAACUGGCUCUUGCACAAAAAGGAACCGAUCAAAAGGGAUGGGGCGCUUUCCAGACUUCUACGUUGCGCCAACACGAAAUCGUCUAUCUACCCGGCGUUGGCUCAGGAUCUAACAGGAACCCUUACAACUUACUGGUUCGACUUUUUGGUUCCACAAUAGUUGAUAACAUAGUGGAUGCAUAUCUUCACGUCGCAAAACAUUACGAAGCGGGAAGCAAAGUCUAUCUUUUUGGCUACUCCAGAGGGGCGUUUGUUGUCCGCAAGGUUGCUAGUUUGAUAUAUCGAAUUGGCAUUAUACGUGAGAGGGAAGAUAUGCUCAAACUGUGGGAUCGUCACGAACGGCCUGUGGCAUGGAAUCUAAUCGAUUCAACCCCAAGAGGCUCCGCCAUAAGGAUUCAGGCGCUAAUUGUCUGGGACACCGUAGGUGCAAUUCGGUCCGUACAUCCCAAAAGCAAGAUGGAAGCAGACAUUUUAGGGAUGUCAGAUGCAGAGCUACCGCCAAACGUGGACCACGCACUUCAUGUAGUCGCUUUUCACGAAAACCGCAAGUUGUUCCGAGUGACUCUUUUUGAGCCCGAUCCUAAACAGCAGCAUAAACUAAAAGAGGUCUGGUUCCCAGGUGCCCACGCUGACGUUGGUGGCGGGGGACAUGUGAAGGCAGGGCUGCCCAGUAUCAACCUUAUUUGGAUAAUCAUCCCUCCGAUUGAUAGGGUGAACUUCAAGCGAAUUGCUCCUUAUUUAUAUCACACGAUGAACUCGAAUAUCCCACGGAAAUCCAAAGCCUGUCCCCCUCUGACGCUUAUCAUCAAUCUCCUAGUCCACGAGACGGUCGUGUAUCUUAAAAACUACAUGCCAGAUCACCUCGAUCCUAGGUCAGAACAUGAAUCAUCGAUGUUAACAGUAAGCGAUCUUAUUUCAAUCGGGUGGGAUAUCAAGGUCAGCCUUCUCGCUCGCAAUGCCUUUGAAACACUCAAAUAUGCGAAUGCCAUGGCCAACCGAAAACUCAAAGAGCAAGCGGCGCAGUACAGACAUAGACUUAGCUCUCUCCAAAUGUCUCGAGCACCACGCCCAUCGCUAACGGCAACCAGCCAGGCUCGGGGUCCCGACAUGAGCACUCUGCAAUCACAUCGGUCCGACACCAAUGGAGAUUUACCACCCAAUACUACUACACGGACAUUUGCGGUUUCACAGGUAGCCAGUCAUCGUCAUCGUGCAGGAUCGUACGUGCAGGUCCGUGUACAGGACCCUGUUCUUGCCCGGACGAAUUCGCAGAAAGUCAAAUCAGACACACGUCACACAGCCAGGCAUGACGCACCUUUAGCAGGCAUCGUGGCAUUCCAGGAGUUUGUCCCUAGAACUCGAGGCCCUCCUCCCAUGGCACCAUUGGCGGAUCGUUCGAAAUUUAAACCGAAAGGGAAAGAUCAUAUCAGCAGGGCACUCCGAAACGAAGUCUUACGUGAGGAUGGCAAGCGGGGUUCAUAG